GGGGAGGCAAAACUGUAAAAAAAGGGAGAGAAGAGUCCCGGGUCGCGUUGCGCCGUGCCGUGACCAACCUCCGCAUCUCCCUCUGCAAGCGCAGCGCCGCCGCGAUCUCUUCUUCAUCGCUCGAAGCAUCGCCGCCGCUGCCUGCCCCUGCCGCGUCCAGUCUCUCCUCCCUACCACCAUGCGCCGGUUCGUCGCCGACAGGGCGCGCCGCGCGGUGUCCGCUUCCCUGCGGGCCGCCGCCAGACCAGCCGCGCCAUCUACCGCUCCAGCGCUGCCUCGCCCUCCCCUGCCGUCCGCGGCGGCGAUGGCCGCCGCCUUGGCGAGGGCCAUGUCCACCUCAGCCGCCAUCGCCCCGCCAGUGUCACUCGACACCAUCAACCCCAAGGUCUUGGAGUUCAAAUACGCUGUUCGUGGAGAGAUAGUUACACAUGCUCAGAACUUGGAAAAUGAGUUACAGAAACACCCAGAAUCCCUUCCUUUUGAUGAGAUACUCUAUUGUAACAUUGGAAAUCCUCAAUCUCUUGGUCAACAUCCAGUUACAUUUUUCAGAGAGGUCCUCUCUUUAUGUGAUCACCCAGCUCUCUUGGACAAAAGUGAAACCCAUGCUCUGUACAGUUCAGAUGCUAUAGAGAGAGCGUGGCAAAUUCUAGACAAGAUCCCAGGAAGAGCGACAGGAGCAUAUAGCCAUAGUCAGGGUAUAAAAGGUUUGCGUGAUGAAAUUGCUGCUGGAAUUGCUGCCCGUGAUGGUUUUCAUGCUAGUGGAGAUAACAUCUUCCUAACAGAUGGAGCAAGCCCAGCGGUGCACAUGAUGAUGCAGUUAUUGAUAAGAUCCGAGAAGGAUGGCAUUCUCUGCCCUCUUCCACAAUACCCGCUGUAUUCUGCAUCAAUUACUCUUCAUGGUGGUUCUUUUGUUCCUUAUUUCCUUGAUGAAGAAACAGGGUGGGGACUGGAAGUUGAAGAGCUUAAAAAGCAAGUAGAUGAGGCUCGAUCGAAGGGUAUCACUGUCCGGGCACUUGUCGUCAUAAAUCCAGGAAACCCAACUGGACAGGUUCUCGCCGAGGAAAACCAAAAGAAAAUUGUUGAAUUCUGCAAGAACGAAGGACUUGUUCUUCUUGCAGACGAGGUUUACCAAGAAAACAUAUAUGUUGAAGAUAAGCAAUUCCACUCUUUCAAAAAGAUCGCACGAUCGAUGGGAUACACUGAUGACGAUCUUCCUUUGGUGUCAUUCCAGUCUGUUUCAAAAGGUUACUACGGAGAAUGCGGGAAACGAGGAGGCUACAUGGAAGUAACUGGAUUUAGUGCUGAUGUAAGGGAACAAAUUUACAAGGUGGCAUCAGUGAAUCUCUGUUCCAAUAUUGGUGGUCAAAUUCUCUCUAGCCUUGUAAUGAACCCACCAAAGGCUGGGGAUGAAUCCUAUGAAUCCUUCAUGGUAGAGAAAGAUGGUAUUCUUUCGUCACUGGCUCGACGUGCAAAGGCCUUGGAAGAAGCAUUCAACAGUUUAGAAGGCAUCACGUGCAACAAGGCCGAGGGAGCAAUGUAUUUGUUCCCUCGCCUUCAUUUACCCCAGAAGGCGAUUGGAGCUGCUCAAGCAGCUGGGGCUUCCCCAGAUGCAUAUUAUGCUCUCCGCCUUCUUCAAGCUACUGGAAUUGUUGUUGUUCCUGGCUCUGGAUUUGGUCAGGCUCCUGGAACAUAUCAUUUUAGAUGCACGAUCUUGCCACAGGAGGACAAGAUACCUGCAAUCAUAUCCAGGUUCAAGGAAUUCCAUGAGAAAUUCAUGGAUGAAUACCGUGAGGAAUCACUUGCCAGUAACGAGUGCCGUGAGGAACCAUCCGCCAGUAAUGAAAGCCGCGAGGAAGCAUCCGUCAGUAAUGAAAGCCGUGAGGAAGCAUCGGCCAGCACUGAAAGCCUUGAGGAAGCAUCGGCCAGCACUGAAAGCCGUGAGGAAGCAUCGGCCAGCACUGAAAAACGCGGAGAUUAGGCUGCUGUCUCAAACUUUGCGUACCAUGAAAUUUCUGUCGAAAUAAUAAGACCAUCCAUUCUUGCCACCUCAUUCAGUGGAUCAAUCAACCUAAUCCGGCCCACCUUUUGUUACAGAUAGCUCUUAAAUCAAACCUUGCAGAAUCCUGAGAAUCUCAUGUUUGGAAAACCUUGAGAAAUGUCUUGUGCCUGGGAGAUGUAAAGAGAAUACUAAAACUUCGAUGCUGACUGAGAUAUCUUGCAGCACAUCCCUGAAAUUUUUGGGUAAUCCCAUGGGAAAUCUCAGUCUAGACGUUCAAUUAUGAUGGGAGCUUGAGCUUCUGUUCUUUGACAAUGCUACUUGUAGAAGACACGGUGGACUUGCUGUCAGGUGCACCCCUAUGUUCUGAACUGAUUGAUAGUAGGAUAUGUUUGAUAGGUGUGCAUUCAAGAUUACAAGACCGUCUGAACAGAAGUUCCAUCUGAGCUUGUCACAGGCUCGUAGCCCAGUUUUAUUUGGAAAAGCAAACACGUCCUUGUGGCAAAGUUUGUGCAAGUUUUGUGGCUUUUUACGAGUGUACUUUUAAAAACCCGUAGACUAAAUAAGUGUGUGCGAAAUUAGAUUUUC
Messenger RNA from Brachypodium distachyon (stiff brome), 2584 nucleotides. Its product is annotated as alanine aminotransferase 2. The transcript has 15 exons. The coding region runs from base 179 to 1978 and encodes 599 amino acids. Gene Ontology annotation, molecular function: pyridoxal phosphate binding; L-alanine:2-oxoglutarate transaminase activity. Lineage: Eukaryota; Viridiplantae; Streptophyta; Magnoliopsida; Poales; Poaceae. Gene Ontology annotation, biological process: biosynthetic process. The record is from RefSeq and is a predicted model, not a curated record.